CCGAUGCCAUCAGAAGAGUGCCAGAGCUCAGAGCCAACGGAUCGGAUCAGCACCAUCCCAGGAAAGAAUAAGCACUACGAAUACAAUUAAGUUCGCACUUGAUCUGCUCGAACUGAUCCCUCAGAGCUGCCGAAACAUGUGGCGAGCGAUUCAACAGCGCGCAACAAUCGCGCAUCCGUUCACCAGACAACGCCAUAGUCGCGUGAUUGCCAUUCGGCGAGAGGAUCAGUCGGUGUGGGAGCGACGAGCUCCAUUUGGACCCACCCACGUCCAGAAGUUGGUCAAGCAAAAUGUCAAGGUCAUUGUGCAGCCCUCCAACCGGCGUGCAUAUCCUAUGCAGGCUUACAUGAGUGCUGGAGCGCAUAUUCAGGAGGACAUCAGUGAUGCGUCUGUGAUAUUUGGAGUGAAACAAGUUCCCAUUGAUGCUCUGAUCCCUGGAAAGACAUACUGCUUCUUCUCGCACACCAUUAAGGCGCAGGAAUCUAAUAUGCCCCUUCUGGAUGCUAUUUUGGAAAAGAAAAUCCGCCUUAUUGACUACGAGCGUAUCAUAGAUGAACGCGGAGCACGACAGGUGGCCUUUGGCAAGUAUGCCGGAGUGGCUGGCAUGGUGAACAUCCUGCAUGGCAUUGGAUUGCGUCUUUUGGCCUUGGGACAUCAUACACCUUUCAUGCACAUUGGACCAGCUCACAAUUAUCGCAAUUCUUCGAUGGCUCGUCAGGCGAUCCGUGAUUGUGGCUACGAAAUCUCACUCGGCAUGAUGCCCAAGUCGAUUGGACCACUUACUUUUGUAUUUACUGGCUCUGGAAAUGUUUCCCAAGGAGCCCAGGAGGUGUUUUCGGAGCUGCCCAUUGAAUAUGUUCCGCCCGAGAUGCUUCGCAAGGUGGCCGAACAUGGAAAUCAAAACAAGCUUUAUGGCUGCGAGGUGAGCCGAUCGGAUCAUCUGGAGCGUCGUGAAGGCGGUGGAUUUGAUGCCAAGGAGUACGAUGAGUUCCCCGAACGUUAUAUCUCCACCUUCAGCACGAAGAUUGCUCCAUAUGCAUCGGUUAUUUUGAACGGUAUCUAUUGGGCUGUGGGCAGUCCCAAGUUGAUCAGCAUUCCGGAUGCCAAGAACCUGCUCCGACCGGCAAAUACUCCCUGGUUGCCUACUAGCAAGGGUAGCCCAGCUUUGCCACACCGCAUGUUGGCCAUAUGCGAUAUUUCCGCUGACCCCGGUGGUUCCAUUGAGUUCAUGAACGAGUGCACCACGAUCGACACUCCCUUCUGUUUGUAUGAUGCGGAUAGGAAUAAGGAUACUAAGAGUUUCAAGGGACCAGGAGUUUUGGUUUGCUCGAUUGAUAAUAUGCCUACCCAGUUGCCAAGGGAGUCCACGGAUUUGUUUGGUGAGCUUUUGGCACCCCAUGUCCAUGAAAUCAUAAAGAGUGAUGCCAAGAAGCCGCUGGCGGAGGAGGAAUUCUCGUACCCCAUCCAAUCGGCCAUUAUCGCAAGCAACGGUCAGCUGACCGAGGGCUUCCAGUAUAUUCAGGAGCUCCGAGAAUCGCAGAGCCACCGAUCGCGCCACAAGAUGGAAGGAAGGUCCGAGUCGAACAAGAAGGUCUUGGUCCUGGGAGCUGGCAUGGUAUCCGCUCCCCUCGUGGAGUGGCUGCAUCGCGAGAAGGAUGUCAGCAUCACGGUGUGUUCACAGGUCAAGGAGGAAGCCGAUCGAUUGGCUCAACAGUAUGCCGGUGUGGACAGCGUCUAUCUGGAUGUGAACGAGAGCACUGGUCAUCUUCAGGAGAUGUGCGGCAAGGCGGAUGUUGUGGUUUCCCUACUUCCCUACAGUCUCCAUGGCAUGGUGGCUCGUUAUUGCGUGGCAGAAGGUACCCACAUGGUCACCGCUAGUUACGUGAACGAUGAGAUCUCCGAAUUGCACGAGGAGGCCAAGGCUAAGGGAGUGACCAUUAUGAAUGAGGUGGGACUGGACCCAGGAAUCGAUCACCUUUUGGCACUUGAGUGCAUCCACGAAGUGCAGGACAAGGGAGCCGUUGUUGAGUCAUUUGUGAGCUACUGUGGCGGUCUGCCUGCACCAGAGCAUUCAAAUAAUUCCUUGAGGUAUAAGUUUUCGUGGUCACCCAGAGGAGUACUCCUUAACACCCUCUCCGCUGCCAAAUAUCUGAGUCAGGGCCAAAUAGUGGAGAUUUCUGGAGGUGGUGAACUCAUGUCGUGUCCUCGCAGUCUGGAUUUCCUGCCAGGAUUCGCCUUGGAAGGUUUCCCCAAUAGGGACUCCACCAAAUACGGUUCACUCUACGGCUUGGGCAGGGAUGUGCACACUCUGCUGCGUGGAACCAUACGCUAUAAGGGCUUUUCCGAGUCGAUUAAACCCAUGCAACUUUUGGGCUUAAUCGAUUCUGAGCCACAUGCCUUGCUACAUCCCAGUGGACCGGAUGUCACGUGGCGCCAGCUGGUUAUCCAUUUGAUGGGCAUGUCCGAUUCGAGCAUCUUUUACGAGAACCUCAAGCAGAAGCUGAACGAGCGCAUUGGCGAUGUGGAUGGGAUUGAAAGUCUGGGUCUGCUGGAUGACACACCUGUCGUGAAGCUAAAUACUCCGCUGGAUACGCUUAGCCACUAUCUGUCUAAGAGAUUGGCCUUCGAACGAGAUGAACGUGAUCUGGUGGUGCUGCGCCAUGAAGUGGGCAUCCGUUGGCCCGAUGGUCGCCGUGAGGAGCGUGGCAUCAAUUUUGUGGUUUACGGGCAGCCCCAGGGCCAUUCCGCCAUGGCGAUGACGGUGGGCAAGCCGGCGGCCAUUGCGGCCAAAAUGAUCCUAGAUGGUGAGAUCCAAGAACGCGGGGUCCUGCUGCCCUUCACCCCCGACAUAUACCGCCCAAUGCUGCAACGUCUGCGCUCCGAGGGUCUGACUGCCACGGAGACCUCCAGAUGGUUAAAUUAAGAAGUCUGAACUCAUUGCGACCACAUCCUAGGCUUAAGACUUCAUACUUUUUUGACUGCCCACCGCGUCGUGUGAAAUUUCUUGUCUUAUAUAUCGCUCGGGUUUUUCGUUGUUUGAUAAGAAAAUCAUUACGUUAUCUUAAUACUGAAAUAAGUUUUAUGACUAGAGCUACUUGAAGUGCGUAAACAAGUUGAAGUUGUUGUCGAAAUUGUGAAAUAUGUUUCCUUUUCGAAAAUUAAUUAUGAACUGACUGUAAAUGAUUGCGGAAAUUUUUAUUAAAUGAUAAAAU
This is a messenger RNA of Drosophila rhopaloa, 3212 nucleotides long. RefSeq names its product alpha-aminoadipic semialdehyde synthase, mitochondrial (gene LKRSDH). NCBI's taxonomy places the organism in Eukaryota, Metazoa, Arthropoda, Insecta, Diptera, Drosophilidae. The transcript has 8 exons. The record is from RefSeq and is a predicted model, not a curated record. Bases 137 to 2923 code for a protein of 928 amino acids. Gene Ontology annotation, molecular function: saccharopine dehydrogenase activity. Gene Ontology annotation, cellular component: cytoplasm.